Leopardus geoffroyi (Geoffroy's cat) is the source of this 1185-nucleotide messenger RNA. RefSeq names its product NSA2 ribosome biogenesis factor (gene NSA2). Bases 230 to 1012 code for a protein of 260 amino acids. The record is from RefSeq and is a predicted model, not a curated record. The transcript is spliced from 6 exons. Gene Ontology annotation, cellular component: nucleolus; preribosome, large subunit precursor. Lineage: Eukaryota; Metazoa; Chordata; Mammalia; Carnivora; Felidae. Gene Ontology annotation, biological process: maturation of LSU-rRNA; maturation of 5.8S rRNA.
UUCCGGCGGUGCACCACCCAAAUGCCUCCUGUCGGCAACUUCCGCCCUUCUAUCUAAACGUCAAAACCCCAGAUUCGGAACUGAUGUGUCGCGCUUUCUCCGCACUCGGUCGUUUUAGAACUCUUUCCCGUCGGGGUGCGUGGAGUGAACUCGCGGGUCUGUGAGACCCGAAAAUUGAGAGCUUCUUUGCGCCCCGGCACCUGCACCCGGCGGCUCUGCGGCUGUCACCAUGCCACAAAACGAAUAUAUUGAGUUACACCGGAAGCGCUAUGGCUAUCGUUUGGAUUACCAUGAGAAAAAGAGAAAGAAGGAAGGUCGAGAGGCUCAUGAACGUUCAAAGAAGGCAAAAAAGAUGAUUGGUCUGAAAGCUAAGCUCUACCAUAAACAGCGCCAUGCUGAGAAAAUACAAAUGAAAAAGACUAUCAAGAUGCAUGAAAAGAGAAACACCAAGCAAAAGAAUGAUGAAAAGACUCCACAAGGAGCCGUACCUGCGUAUCUGCUGGACAGGGAGGGACAGUCCCGAGCUAAAGUACUUUCCAAUAUGAUUAAACAAAAACGAAAAGAGAAAGCAGGAAAAUGGGAAGUCCCUUUGCCCAAAGUUCGUGCCCAGGGAGAAACAGAAGUAUUAAAAGUUAUUCGAACAGGAAAGAGAAAGAAGAAAGCAUGGAAGAGGAUGGUUACAAAAGUCUGCUUUGUUGGAGAUGGCUUUACUCGAAAACCACCUAAAUAUGAAAGAUUCAUUAGGCCAAUGGGCUUACGUUUCAAAAAGGCCCAUGUAACACAUCCUGAAUUGAAAGCCACCUUUUGCCUGCCAAUACUGGGUGUAAAAAAGAAUCCCUCAUCCCCACUGUAUACGUCUUUGGGUGUUAUUACCAAAGGUACUGUCAUUGAAGUGAACGUGAGUGAGUUGGGCCUUGUGACACAAGGAGGCAAGGUUAUUUGGGGAAAAUAUGCCCAGGUUACCAACAAUCCUGAAAACGAUGGAUGCAUAAAUGCAGUCUUGCUGGUUUGACAGCACUUUCAGACAAGUAACUCUUGACAAUUACUGAAGACUACUCACCAGUUAAGAAGACACCGUUUCUGUGGUGGUUCUCCAAAUACUGCCCAACAGCCUUACAUAUCUGCAGCCUUCAAGAGAACUAUUUAUUCUAUUGUAAGAAACAUUAAAAUAGGCUUAUUUACAAA